Molecule: messenger RNA, 270 nt
Organism: Sphenostylis stenocarpa
Lineage: Eukaryota; Viridiplantae; Streptophyta; Magnoliopsida; Fabales; Fabaceae
Source: the annotation of a GenBank genome assembly
AUGACGGGACGUAAGGUAUCAGCUUGCGCUCCACAAUUCAUGCCAAUGCAGAACAACAACAAAAAUCUAGGUGCUUCUUCUGCUUUUCCAGUGAAGGAUGUUAAUGGCAGAUUAUCGAUGGCAAAACAAGAACACAAAGAAUGCGUAUUGGACAGGAGGGCUCUUACAAUCUCUACAAGUGCGCUGGGUCCUAUUGAUGAUUUUGAGAGCGAACUUUUUGCUCGCCAGGAGUUGGAGAAAAUUGGGCCAGAUUUGGCACCAAUAUUGUAG